Molecule: messenger RNA, 873 nt
Organism: Cryphonectria parasitica EP155
Lineage: Eukaryota; Fungi; Ascomycota; Sordariomycetes; Diaporthales; Cryphonectriaceae
Exons: 7
Coding region: 1-873 (290 amino acids)
Source: RefSeq, a predicted model, not a curated record
AUGGCCUUCUGGUGGGAUGAUUACAUGAAUAUCCUUGCUGCUGCAACUGUAGUUGCAGCUUAUACGAUAGUUGCUGGUCCUAUGGAGUUCAAUGGAUUUGGUCAUGAUAUCUGGGCAGUAACCCCAGGGAAGAUUGUGGCAUUCUUGAAAUAUUACUAUAUUGUAUCGCUUGUUUAUCUAGUCGCUCGACUUGCUAUACGGGUGUCGAUUGUACUAUUUUACUCACGAGUCUUUUCCACUCCGGAGCAUCGUCUCAAGAUUCGCAUCACGCAAAUUAUCAAUAUUGGAUUAUCAUUUGCCUUCUUCUUUCGACUUUUGGAUAAUCGCGAUUCCCCUACCUAUCAUAGCCAAACUUCAGCUGCCUGUAAAGAAAAAGCUGCUUAUAGCCAUAAUGUUUACGACUGGUCUUGCAGCCAAAUUAUAAGCAAGCAAGCUAACAUCUGCAGAGCUAUUGGUGUUGGCAGUGCAAAACUCGCUUAUGUUGGAAUGUUUACACGCACUACCAACCCUACAUAUGAUAACAUGCCUAUGCUUAGGCUCUGCUGUAUCGAGAUCCAGCUUGGGGUAAUUUGCUCCUGCAUGCCUAGCAUGCCUAUGCUCUUCCGGCCCUUCACCGACUACGUCCGCACUAAGAGCGAGACAGCAAAGAGAUUUGAUUCGGGAUAUGCAAAUGCUCCGGAGCGUAUGAGUAGCAGCAAGCCCUACUCAGAAGGCACGAGCUACUCUACGACUUAUAGCAGGAGUGCUGAUAUUCCAGAGGCCCAAGGAAUCAGAAUGAUGACAAACAUCCACCAAUCGACAAGCUACUGGCGAGUCGAGUCUGACAAGAACGUUUUGUUACGCGAGAUGCCUAUAAGUCAAGAAAGCGUUUAG